Molecule: messenger RNA, 1389 nt
Organism: Sporothrix brasiliensis 5110
Lineage: Eukaryota; Fungi; Ascomycota; Sordariomycetes; Ophiostomatales; Ophiostomataceae
Exons: 2
Coding region: 1-1389 (462 amino acids)
Biological process (GO): mitotic spindle organization; protein phosphorylation; regulation of cytokinesis
Cellular component (GO): spindle microtubule; spindle midzone; spindle pole centrosome
Molecular function (GO): ATP binding; protein kinase activity
Source: RefSeq, a predicted model, not a curated record
AUGCGCAAACUCGACCAUCCCAACAUCGUCCGCCUUCUUGAGUUCUCUGAAGCCAAGCAGUACUACUACAUUGUGCUCGAACUGGCCCCUGGUGGCGAGCUUUUCCACCAGAUCGUAAAGCUUACCUACUUCAGCGAGGAACUGUCUCGCCACGUCAUUGUCCAGGUUGCCAAGGCCCUGGAAUACCUGCAUGAAGAGCAGGGUGUUGUCCAUCGAGAUAUCAAACCCGAGAACAUCCUCUUUUACCCAGUACCCUUUGUCCCCGCCAAGCAUCCUAAGCCGAGGCAGGCGGGCGACGAGGACAAGGUCGACGAGGGUGAAUUCGUUCCUGGCCAGGGCGCGGGCGGCAUUGGCCAGAUCAAGAUUGCCGAUUUCGGCCUCUCAAAAGUCAUUUGGGAGACGAACACCACAACACCUUGCGGCACCGUUGGAUACACUGCCCCGGAAAUUGUCAAGGAUGAGAUGUACUCCAAGUCCGUUGACAUGUGGGCCCUCGGCUGCGUCCUCUACACCCUGUUGUGCGGUUUUCCACCCUUCUACGACGAGAGCAUCGAAGUUCUUACGGAGAAAGUGGCCAAGGGCCAGUUCACGUUUUUGUCACCUUGGUGGGAUGACAUUUCCAAGUCUGCACAGGACCUGAUCAGCCACCUCCUCGACGUCAACCCGGAACGCCGCUACACCAUCGUGGAAUUCAUGAAACACCCUUGGAUUCGCGGCUCUGGUCCGACGCCCCGCGACGAGAAGGCCGUCGGUGCGGACGGUACUGCGGCCAAGGCUUUCGACAUGUCCCGGGUUGUCGACGGCGAUCGCCGCGGCGAUUUCCGCUCCCCCGGUGCCGUCAACCUGCGCGAGGUCUUUGAUGUCGGGUAUGCUGUCCACCGCCAAGAGGAGGAGGACAAGCGCCGCAAGAACAUCGGCGCCCGCACCCCCGGUGUUGCGCGCAUGGUGGAGCUGACCGAGGCCGACGAGGAGUCAUCGUCCGCGGCGUCGACUGCAAACCUGUCCAACUCGUCUGGCUCUACCAAGGAGGGCAGCAGCGGUGGCAACAGCGGUGUCAGUGACCAAAACUACGCCCACUACAGCAGCAAGAUGGCGGCGGCGCACGCCAACAACGGCAACGCCGGCACCCAAGACCUCGAACAUGGUAUGCGUAAUGCGAACAUUGGCGGCGACCAACCCGAACAGAGGCGCGGCCGCGAGCGGGAACGUCAGCAGCCGGCGGCUGCCACAAACGAGCGCGGCUACGGCCAGCACUCGGCCACCGUGGCCGCCGCCGCCCGCCAGCAAGUGCGCGACCACAACCGGCAAAAGGGCGCUUUCGAACUGAACCUUGACGGCGCGACGCUGCUUGGCCGCCGCGGCGCGAAGCCGGCUGCACCCGUUGCAUAG